Molecule: messenger RNA, 7154 nt
Organism: Scleropages formosus (Asian bonytongue)
Lineage: Eukaryota; Metazoa; Chordata; Actinopteri; Osteoglossiformes; Osteoglossidae
Gene: b4galt2
Product: UDP-Gal:betaGlcNAc beta 1,4- galactosyltransferase, polypeptide 2
Exons: 7
Coding region: 656-1777 (373 amino acids)
Biological process (GO): carbohydrate metabolic process
Cellular component (GO): Golgi apparatus
Molecular function (GO): galactosyltransferase activity
Source: RefSeq, a predicted model, not a curated record
UGUUCGCCCCAGUGCUGCACGGCGGAACCCGCCACCCCGCGAUAUCGGGCUGGAGGAGCGGCGCGGGAGGGACGUAGAGCCUCGCAAAUCUGGACGCGCGCUGAAAUAACACCGCAACCAUAAUGGGGGGGUGGCUGUGCCUCGCGGGCGGACUGCGCGGACCUGUCCGGCCGCGCGCCGUGCAGCGAUUGGAGCGCGACGCCUGAGCGCAGCGGCGGCAUCUGACGGGGGGAAUAAGCGGCCACACUGCGCCUGCCUUGCUGCCGACGCUGAUUUUGUUGUUGUUGUUGUUGCUGUUGUUAUUGUUGAGGUGCUGGUGGUGGUCGUGGACGUGGUGGCGCGGAUGCUGUUGCCGCUCUUCGCGCGCCGUUGAUGUGUGUGAAAGCCCAUCAUCCUCCAUGGCCGCUGUCCGCGUUCUCCUCGCGGCUCCCCGGCAGCGCGCAGCUCUCGCGCACAAAGCAGGCACUUCGCGGGUUUGCUGAAGAGCGACUGGGAAAAAAAGGGGAGGAAAAAAAAAAAAAGCACGAAGUGCAUCAGCAGAAAGAGAUGCGAUCCUAGGAGGAGGCAGCGCGCGCUCGACACCUACAAGCAGGUUCACCGUGUGACAGCGGACCGACCGGAUGCCUGAGAGCGCUUUCCGGGGACGGCCUUGACCAUGACCCGGCUGAUGUUGGGCAGGACCCUGGAGCGCAUCUGCAAGGCUGUCCUGCUGCUGUGCCUGGUGCACUUCCUCAUCAUGAUGAUCCUCUACUUCGACGUGUACAGCCAGCGAUUCGACAUCUUCAGCCGCUUCAACAACGGCCGGAACUCGUCGUCCUCCCGCACCCACCCCUUGUACAACCUCUCGCGGCCCAACGCCACCUUCGCCGGCUACCUGUCCACCGCGGACCACGUCGCCAGCGCUCGCCCUGAAGCGAACAUCACACCCACCGCCAAGCCUGUACCGCCGUGCCCCGAGGUGCCGCCCGGCCUUGUUGGCCGCCUGCUCAUCGAGUUCAGCUCGGUGAUGACGCUGGAGCGCGUGCAGAAGGAGAAUCCCAACGUGACAGAAGGGGGGCGCUACUCGCCGCCUGACUGCCGGGCGAAGCAGAAGGUGGCCAUUAUCAUCCCCUUUAGGCACCGGGACAACCACCUCAAAUACUGGCUCCACUACCUCCACCCCAUCCUUCGGCGGCAGAAGAUCGAUUACGGCAUCUACAUCAUCAACCAGCUGGGUGAGGACACCUUCAACCGGGCCAAACUGCUGAACAUCGGCUACGUGGAAGCGCUGAAGGAGGCCGAUUACGACUGCUUCAUCUUCAGUGACGUUGACCUCAUCCCCAUGGACGAUCGCAACCUGUACCACUGCUACGACCAGCCCCGUCACUUUGCCAUCGCCAUGGACAAGUUCGGCUUUAGACUCCCCUACGCUGGAUACUUUGGAGGAGUCUCCGGUCUGAGCAAAAAACAGUUCCUGAAAAUCAACGGCUUCCCCAAUGAGUACUGGGGCUGGGGAGGGGAGGACGACGAUAUCUAUAACAGAAUCACGCUGAACGGGAUGAAGGUGUCCCGGCCGGACGUCCGCAUCGGACGCUAUCGCAUGAUCAAGCACGAGAGAGACAAGCACAAUGAGCCCAAUCCCCAGAGGUUUAACAAAAUCCAGAACACCAAGAACACAAUGAAGAGGGAUGGAAUCAGCUCCCUGACGUACCGGGUGGUGGAAGUGAAGAAGUACCCCCUGUACACCAACAUCUCGGUGGAGAUCGGCAAGCCUCCUCCUCGGCCACUGAAGGGUUAGGGCAGUAGGGGCCUUGGUCCAGGGGCGUUGGGGUGCCAGUUAUCGUGCCCGCCUGUGCCGCAGCUCCUGGGCGCCUUGCCUUCCCCGCGACCUUCCCAUUGCCCUCCCAAGCACCUGGUCUCCAGACUUGCUCCACAGCUCACUUCCUCAGUGCUGGGCCCACUUGAGAUUGCAAGGACACACAUCCACUGGGCCUGGUUCUGGAUGGGUCCAGGCCUCUGCUAGGAAUUAGACAUUCUGUUGGUAGCAAAUCCUGACACUGUGACAGUUCCUUGACCAGUGCUGAGAAUUUUGUAUGUCAGUAUGCACAAGGUAACUCAUAGACAUCCUCAGUGACUGGAAAAAUAGAGCAAUUUGCUCCUUACCCCGCUGUCUUUUUCUGGCUUUGGGAUCAAAUGGAUGAAAGAGCUUAAACUGGAUCCUUCAAACUCGCUGACGUUAUCAAAUGAGUCAAAUGUAUCACAGCAGCUGGAGCUGAAUAUCAGAAUUAUAUUAAAGAACCUGCUCAUUCUCACGUGCUAUUACAAGCUGACAAUGAAAACUCAUAUUGAAAAUUGAAUGUGUGUUUUACCUGCAGAAAUCUUUUGCAGAGCUCCUCUCCGUUUUUGUACCUCUCAAUCUCUUGGCACUCCAACUGAGCCGCAUCAGUCGGCUCCUGUCUUCUCUUUCUGCUCGGACUUGAACCAAAACCCUGUGGGACAAGGAGUUCUGCCGACUGGGGGACUGAAGGUUGUGGGAUCUGUGAUGGACCGUGGGGCUGAAACGGUCAACCGUUUGGCGAAACGAGGGGGCGCCGAGCUUCACGAAAGCAGCCUUCCUUGCUAGGUGACCGCCGAAGCUCCUGGAUCAUGUUGGACUCUCUCUUCCCAGAGCCCAAGGCCAUAUCAAGCACCUCUUCUUGUUGGUCAGUCUCAGAAGACCUCAGAAUAGUGGGUCAGGUGCUGCUGAAUGGAAACCGUUGCUGUGUGACCACUGUUCUCUAUAGCCAGUAGCAGAUUGAGUUCAUCGCUCGCUUUAAACAAGACUAUCUCCACCAUAUUGUUAUUUUUUUUUUUUUUUGGAGUACCCUACACUCCCUUGACCAACAAGAACUGCGAUGACACGAGCUUCUAUAAUCUCUUGGUGGGAAUGGGAAAUGCUUGGUCUGGUGUGGGCCUCGUUGAAGAUUUAAUCUCUCCUAGAGCAGGUUCCCUACUGAAGUGUUUAAGAUGCUUGUGGGUUCACUGUUGAAUCUGAUGUUCUUGUGAGAGAACCAGCAUCAGGUGUGUCGUUCCAACUACAAUCUGGAGUCUAGAUUCGAUCGUGCUCAUCUGAAACAAAUGUUGGCUCCCUAGAAGAGGGUGGUAGUGUUUCCCCAUUUCCACCAACGGCUUAUGUAAGCUUCUCAGUCUUAAAGCCUUUUUUCACCUUUUUCUUUUUUUUGUACUGCCUAAACACCAAACUGAUGCCUUCAGAAUUUUUAUGAGGGACAAACAAGAUUAGGAUUGUUGCAUUCUGGGAAAUUUUUUAAACAACGUUCCUGUCUUGUGAAGUGAUGUGGAGAUCUUUUCUCUUUUGUACUAUCUAUCAAUGGUUCUCUUGGCUUGGCUCUGAACAGUUUGAGUAAUGACAGCCCCCUCCUUCCCCACCCCCUCUUUUGUUUACUUAAAAAAAAGAAAGCCUUGGGGGGGGAUACGCUUACAUUUCACUUGUCCACUAUUUUGCCAAACACGGCCUUUUCUUUCACUUCCUUUUUGUCUUUUAGAUUUUAUAUCAUUAUUACUUCUUUGCACCUUUCGCCUGCCGUCGUCUCGCGUUCGGUUGAGUCCGAGGCGCUCUGCAUUCUUCAUAUUACGCGAUGAGGAACACGCGAGUCAUUCCUCCAGCCUCUAGAGUGCGCUCCGGUAGUUCCCGGGCGACUCGUUUAUUUGAUUUGUUUGUGCUGCAGUGGGCAUUUAGCAGGGCUUCCAUCGCCGGUUUGUGCACUGCUCGAUUAACGUUUGCAUUCGAAAAUGAAUGAAAUGUGAGCAUCAGAAAUGCAAAUGGCGCAAAGCAAGGAGGCGGGAGAGCCGCGUAGCCUUGCGAUUUAGUGCGUUUGCGUGUGGACGGUAGGGUGUCUCACUGGGUAGCGUUGCUCCCUCGCAGCCCUGUGGUCGCGUGAUUGAAUAGGUUCCUGUGGGGCCUCAGGUUUCUCCUGCAUAUCCCAAGCGAUGCCUGUCAGCUGAAAUGCGAGCAGCAGGUGGCGUAGCGGUUAGAGCCGUCUCCUUCUAAUCAAAAGAGGCCACUUUGAAUCUCACCGUGUGCUGUAGUGCCUACAGUAAACUGUUAGAGUAAAUAUUACCCAGCUGUAUAAAUGGGUCGGUCGCUGAGUGCAGCUUAGCGCACAGUCAUAACGUUGUAACCUAGACUGCUGCAGCCCUGUAGGCUAGAUGGUUAAUGGAGAUGGAUGGGCGUGUGAGCACCACAGGAAUAAUUGGAUAAGGGCUGCUUGGUUAUGGAUGGACAUCUGCGUUUGCUUAAUUGAGGUUAUGUUCUUCGGGCUUUUCCGAAUGUAGCUUUCGGCGGUGGAGCUCUUACGUAUUUUAAAUAAGCGGCACGAGCCCAAAUUCCGGUGGGUUAACGCGGCCGCACGAGCGGACCGGGCAGCGGUCAUGUUACAGCGGAACGUCCGAGCUGCUCUUUUGUAAAUCAAUCAGUUCUCUGUAGCUGCUCUCGGACUGCAGCUACGUCCUGUUCUACGUUUUUCGCUUUCCUUUGAUCGAAAAUGGCGUCUUUUUUUAUUGAGACUUAACGUCUGAAACGAUUCAAAGGUUUUUAACUGAGCAGCUGUUUUAAAUGAAGUGACUAAUUUGCCAGAAUAAGUGUAAUGGGUUGAGCAUAUUGGCUCAUAAUUGUCUGUUAGAGGGAAACGGAAUAGAUGUUUGUGUACAGGUGUCGUUGCUGGCGACCUGGUGACCAGAGGAUUUGUCGCUAGUGCUUUGAAUUAUGCUUUGGAUUAUUGCAUAUGCUGUCUGGAAUUGUCACACACACACACGUGUGUUGGUGUGGCUUCUACACAAGCUUCUGCUCUCCGGGGUCAGGACAGCGGAUGCUCACCUGCAGUCGUCUUCUCCGUCGUAAUUAAAACGACCAAACAGUAGCUUCGCACCAGACGAUACUUGCGCACAGCAGUCAGUCUCUCUUACACACACGUGCGCUCAUUCCCAUUUACAGCAAUGGCCCCUUUCUGUGUUUUUCUGCACCAGAAAAGGCCCAAGUCAUAUAUUUGCACCUCCCACAAUUCCUAUAUUAUAAGCGUCAUCCUUUGAGACAGUUGUGUUUUUCGAACCGGUUACAGCAGUAGGACAAAGUGUGAGCGGAUGCAGUAAUGCAGCGCUUUCUUUGAUCUCCAGUGGCGCUCUGUGCGAAAUACACCUCGUGCAACUUCGUAACCGUAGCAAAUGCGUCACGUUCCGGAUAGGGCUGCCCCACCGUGUCUUUUCAAGUUUUUGCCCUCGGAGAAGGAAACCGAGUCUGUGCACGAAAACGGCUCCUCUUGGCAGUCCUCACCUGCACCUGCAUGUUGUUUUGGGCAAAUGAUGAACGUGCAGUUUUUUUAAACACUUCAGAGGUCUGCAGUGGCGCCUUCAAAGUGCUGGUUCAUCUUCGUUUCUGUGUUUUAGUGUCUUUCUAAGGUGCGCCGUGUCACAUCUGCAAGCACUUGUCUCUAACUACACCUCCAUGUGCCGGGUUUUAAUGACGACUGGUUCCUUCUCCUUCCACACACCUCUGUCACUCUAUACCUGAUGUCUCAUUUGCAAACUUCAAACCUAGUCAGGCUGGAGGGGUGUAAAAAAAAAAUGCCUUUCAUUAAAAUUAAAAGGUUUACAUGACUUUCUCACAAUAUUUCAUUUGGUUACAGAGCUCCUGGAUCGUUGGCAGUUGACGGGAAUAUUCUGUUUAUCACCGACUUUUGUAGAUCUUAUGGCUUUUACUGACUGCUCUUCUCUCAAGGCUCAUUUCUGCUAAAGUUCACAUUGGCUGCAAUAUUGAUUUUUUUUUUUUUCCCCCCUCCCUGGGCUCAGAUUUUACAACAAAAUCGCACAAGAAGCCUCAGCUGUGUCCUUUCUAAUGCAUUGCCAAGAACAACAUGCACCGAUGACUUUUAUUUAGGUUCAUUAAUGUUUUAUAUAUGGAGAAGUAAAAGCUCUUUUCGCAGACUCUGCACUUUGCAGCAGACAUUCACAGUGCUCUCAGUCAUAGCCAUAAUAAGGGUUGGCGGUACCCCCUGUCCCCCCCCCCACCCCCGUACUGUUUAGGCACGCCAAAUGUCACCCACCAACAUUUGCAUAUAUUUUCACGGAGUGCUACUGCUGCUCCCGAUGAGUUUUCCGCUCACUUUGGGACACUUAACCGGGUGACACCAUACAAUGUGCGAUGUGCAGGUCUCUGGUCUUUUUAUGAGUAUCAUCUUGAGACUUUUUGGCUUUGUCUGAUCAGCGACGGUCAAAAACCUGCCCAUCGCAAGUUCUAAAUUCUCACCUUUCGACAAAAUCUGUACAUAUCUACAGUAAUUAUACUUUAAUAUGACCAUGUGCACCACUUACUGAGGUCUCAGCAUUCUGUCUGUAUUGGUCAUUUAACAGAACCUGACACGUGCGUGUAAGCAGAUGGUUUUCACAUUCCCGGGCUAUUUCGGAGUUAAUGAAUAGAUAAUGGGUCUUUGGCAGCCCUUCAGCGAAGCCCCGUCUCCCGCAAAGUCAGGCCGCAUUCGUGUCCAGUUUACCGCCUCCCUAACCCUUGCUUCUGAUGUCAUGUUACAUUUUGCUUGCUCAUUUGCUGAGUGGACUCAUUAAUAUUCAGCUCCUGUUCACCUUACCCUUGUUCCGAGAUUAGUUUGUUUGCGAAGAUGAAUUCGUUAAUACAUUUAAUUGUGAUGGUACACCAACGUCCUGGCCUGAGUGUGAACCUGCACAUUUGAAGCUGCAAAAAUAUGUAUUAAACGGUCUUGAGCUGUAAAUACGGGGUUGAGGAGAUCUUCACUAGGGAGGCGUUGUGUCGUCAUCAACAGAUAGUCUAUAAAGGAUUGAGACGUGGACAGAAACGCGUGCCGCUGUCUCCUGAUCUCCUGUUGUAGGCAAGCAGAGCAUCCUCGUGAGGUAUUACCAUAGCCCCUUCCCUCCUUUCCUUCCCGUAGCUGUUGUACGAGAUGUGGCGCGUACCUCCUGGUCCAAAAUGGCAAACCCACACGUUCCAAAAGUGCACAUCUACUGACAGCAUCCAGCCCCCCGAGCCAGAGUGCAUUUUUAAAGAUUUUCUCUAUCUAGAUUUUGUACAUUGAAUGUCAAAAAUGUAUUAUCUUAUACAGAAUGCAUAAUGUCAUAUCAAACCUACUUUUUGUAUACAAUCAAUAAAUCAA